GGGUUCCAGGUACCUUUGGCGUGCCAGCCCACUAAUGCCACCGUAAGUUAAAGUAACCUGAAAGGUGGACAGUUCUAUGAACGGGAAGGACCAGACGCCUACCCUCCCGUAUCUUGGAUGCGUUGAUGAUGCCUACCUAGUAGUACUAGCAGGAACACAUACCCCAGUAGCUACCUACCUAUGCGUCCUGCCAAGCAGCAGUAUUACUCCCGAGCCGUAGGUAUGCCAGCGCCCGCACAUGCCCUGUUUCCAGCCCGGCCUCUCUUCUGCAACUCGUACAUAGGUGCCCGACUCGUCUCAGCUUUCUCUCAGCCCGGCUUCAGCGGCAGAGGGCCUGACCGAACUAUCGGACAACUCACUGCAGCCCAUGCUCCCGCCAGCAAACCGCGGUCACGAUCGGCACGAAUCGACCCCCGUUCACCCGCACCGUGAGUGGACAGUCCCUUUGCGACGUCGCUGACAGCUGCUGGCGACCGCGACUAGCCUGGGGGGCCGGU
Molecule: messenger RNA, 497 nt
Organism: Trichoderma asperellum CBS 433.97
Lineage: Eukaryota; Fungi; Ascomycota; Sordariomycetes; Hypocreales; Hypocreaceae
Source: RefSeq, a predicted model, not a curated record